This is a messenger RNA of Telopea speciosissima, 994 nucleotides long. RefSeq names its product peroxidase 16-like. The coding region runs from base 3 to 989 and encodes 328 amino acids. The transcript has 4 exons. Lineage: Eukaryota; Viridiplantae; Streptophyta; Magnoliopsida; Proteales; Proteaceae. The record is from RefSeq and is a predicted model, not a curated record. Gene Ontology annotation, molecular function: peroxidase activity; heme binding. Gene Ontology annotation, biological process: hydrogen peroxide catabolic process; response to oxidative stress.
UUAUGGAGCAUAGAAAUUCUUUUCUUUUAUCAUUUCUUCUUCUUCUUCUUCCUCUGCUACUAAACUCAGCUUCUGCUCAGCUUAAGCAGAAUUUCUACCAAAACAUAUGCCCCAAUGUAGAAAAUUAUGUUCGAAGUGCCGUUGAAAAAAAAUUCAAUGAAACAUUUGUGACAGCCCCUGGCACUCUCAGACUCUUCUUCCAUGAUUGUUUUGUUCGGGGGUGUGAUGCUUCUGUUCUUCUUGCCUCAUCUGGUAACAAUGCAGAGAAGGAUAGCCCCCUCGAUCAAUCACUUGCCGGAGAUGGUUUCGACACCGUGAUCAAAGCCAAGGCUGCAGUUGAUAAUGACUCUAAGUGCAAGAAUAAGGUCUCAUGUGCUGAUAUAUUGGCCUUGGCCGCUAGAGAUGUGAUAGUGCUGACAGGUGGGCCUUCGUACACAGUUGAAUUGGGUAGACUUGAUGGGAGAGUGUCCACCAACACCAGUGUUCACAGCAACAUUCCUUUACCUACUUUCAAUUUAGAUAAGCUCAUUUCCAUGUUCACUGCACAUGGUCUAUCACAGACGGAUUUGGUAGCAUUAUCAGGAGCACACACAAUUGGUUCUGCUCACUGUGCCAGGUUUGCUAAACGGAUUAAUGGAUUCAGCAGAACAAGCUCAGUUGAUCCAACUCUAAAUUCAACUUAUGCUCAGCAACUCCAACAGGAAUGCCCAAAAAAUGUAGACCCAAGAGUUGCUAUUAACAUGGAUCCUAACACACCUCGAAUUUUCGACAAUACUUACUACAAGAACCUUCAACAAGGGAUGGGGUUAUUCACAUCUGAUCAAGUCUUGUUCACAGAUUCAAGAACAACAAAACUUGUGAAUCUAUUUGCGUCGAAUGUUACAGCUUUCCAACAGGCUUUCAUUACUGCAAUUACAAAUCUUGGAAGGGUUGGAGUGAAGACAGGAUCACAAGGUGAAAUUCGGCGAGAUUGCUCUGCUGUGAACUAGAGGAG